UACUCUCAAGCUUCGAAUCUCUCUUCCCCCUUCUAUUUCUCCUUUCCUUUCCUUUAAUGGCGAUGUCUCCAACUACUAAUCUUCCCAACAACUCCUCCUACUUCACAUUCUCCUCCUCCUCCUCCACCUCUGCUUGCGCGUCCAUGGUUCUCUUUCAUUUCCUACUCACCUGAUCUUUUUUUUUUUCACCUCUAAACGCUGCCAAAAAUCACCUGUAAGCUUACCAUAUAGUACAUACUACUGUUAUUACAAGAAGAGAAAAUGAGUUGCAUUAAUAGAGGAUUAUCUCUUUCUAUGGCUCGUUUGUUAAUUAUUGAGUUGGUCUUACUUGGGUUAAUCUCUGAUUUCACUCCUGCUCAAUGCAACACUGAUUCUACUGAUGUUCAAGCUCUUCAGGUUCUGUACACUUCAUUGAACAGUCCUACAGAGUUAACAAAUUGGAAUAUUGACAGUGGUGAUCCAUGUGGAGAGUCAUGGAAAGGUGUUACUUGUGACGGCUCGGCUGUUGUUUCCGUUGGUAUUUCUGGAUUAGGAUUAUCCGGAACAAUGGGAUACUUGCUCAAUGAUCUUAUGUCCUUGAGAACUCUUGAUUUGAGCAACAACAAAAUUCAUGAUACAAUUCCGUACCAAUUGCCACCGAAUCUUACGAGCCUGAAUGUUGCAGGUAACAACUUAAGUGGGAGUCUUCCUUAUUCCAUUUCCAACAUGUUUACUCUUACUUACGUCAAUGUAAGCCACAAUUCACUCUCCCCGUCUGUUGGAGACAUUUUCGCUAAUCUUCCUGACCUCGGUACCUUGGAUAUUUCUUUCAACAAUUUUAGUGGGGAUCUGCCUGUUUCGUUCAGCUCAUUGAGCAAUAUUUCAUCUCUGUAUGUGCAGAACAAUCAAUUUAUCGGCUCUAUUAAUGUCCUCUUGGGUUUACCUUUGAAAACUCUAAAUGUUGAAAAUAAUCAAUUCAGUGGAUGGAUUCCUCAAGAGAUUCUUUCACUCCCGACUUUUAUAUACGAUGGCAACUCCUUUGACAAUGGACCAGCUCCUCCUCGGCCACCAUUUAGUCCACCUCCAUAUGGUAGAUCUCGUAAUAGACAUAAAACUGGAUCAGGAACUCGUAUAUCCCCCACUUCUGAUGCUCAAUCAUCAGAGUCGGAUAACAAACCAUCAGCUGGACAAAUUGUAGUCAUAGCUCUUGGUUCUUUUUUGGUAGUUGCACUGGCACUACUUGCUGUUGUUUUCUGCAUCCGUAAAAGUAAACGAAAAGUGAGCGGCACAAGAGCUUCGAGGGGAAGUCUUUCAGUUGGCUCCAAUGAAGGACAUACUGAGAUGCACGAUCAAAGGGUUAAAAGUGUUGCUACCGUUGUAGAUUUGAAACCCCCACCAGCUGACAAAGUGAUGGUAGAUAAGAUUUCCAAAAGCGGAUCUAUAAACAGAAUGAAGUCUCCCAUCAUUGCUGCAUCAUAUACCGUAACAGCUUUGCAAACAGCAACAAAUAGUUUUAGUCAAGAAUACAUUAUUGGUGAAGGUUCCCUCGGUCGUGUUUACAAGGCAGAGUUCCCAAAUGGAAAGACAAUGGCUAUUAAAAAGAUAGACAAUGCUGCAUUAUCAUUACAAGAGGAAGACAAUUUUCUGGAAGCCGUCUCCAAUAUGUCACGCUUCAGACAUCCCCAUAUUGUUGCAUUGGCUGGAUACUGUGCCGAGCAUGGACAGCGUCUUCUAGUAUAUGAAUAUGUAGGAAAUGGUAGUCUUCACGAGGUGCUGCACUUUUCUGAUGAUGACAGCAAGACAUUUAGCUGGAAUGAACGUGUCAGAGUGGCGCUCGGCACUGCCCGUGCUUUAGAGUACUUGCACGAAGUGUGCUUGCCUUCAGUUGUACAUAGAAAUUUCAAGUCAGCAAACAUCUUACUUGACGAAGAGCUCAAUCCUCACUUGUCCGACUGUGGUUUAGCUGCUCUUACACCAAAUACCGAGCGACAGGUUUCCACACAAGUGGUUGGUUCUUUUGGUUAUAGUGCUCCCGAAUUUGCAUUGUCGGGAAUAUAUACUGUAAAGAGCGAUGUGUACAGUUUUGGAGUGGUGAUGUUGGAGCUGCUGACUGGUCGGAAACCACUGGACAGUUCAAGGGUGAGAUCGGAGCAAUCACUCGUCAGAUGGGCCACUCCGCAACUACAUGAUAUCGAUGCCCUUGCAAAAAUGGUCGAUCCUACCCUCAAUGGCAUGUAUCCUGCAAAAUCUCUGUCGCGUUUUGCCGACAUCAUCACUCUGUGUGUUCAGCCAGAACCUGAGUUUCGGCCUUCCAUGUCCGAGGUUGUACAAGCAUUAGUGAGAUUAGUGCAGAGGGCAAGCGUUGUCAAAAGGCGACCGAGUGAGGAAUCGGGAUUUGCAUACAAGACUAUGGAUCAUGAAGCAGGGGACCUGUCGUUUUAAUGCCUGGUGAAACUACAAGCUAGAAACUGAUGCCUCACGAUCAUGUAUGCGUUAUGUUGCAGUCUAGAGUCUAAGGUGACUAAAGUAGCACAUAAGUUAAUCAGAAAGGAUGCGGGAAACCAUUAAAAUCCAGUCAAUCAAAGGAAGUUUAUGUAAUUAUCUCUCUCAGAUUGACACUUUUUCAGUUUAUAGUGUUUACAGUGCUGAUAUAUAGGUGUAUUAUUGAACAAUAUGGUGAACAUUCAUGUUUUGCAUCUUAAUAAUGAUAACAAUUUUCUUUAAUUCAAGAA
Messenger RNA from Hibiscus syriacus, 2711 nucleotides. Its product is annotated as protein STRUBBELIG-RECEPTOR FAMILY 8-like. Lineage: Eukaryota; Viridiplantae; Streptophyta; Magnoliopsida; Malvales; Malvaceae. The transcript is spliced from 16 exons. Gene Ontology annotation, molecular function: ATP binding; protein kinase activity; protein binding. The coding region runs from base 262 to 2421 and encodes 719 amino acids. The record is from RefSeq and is a predicted model, not a curated record. Gene Ontology annotation, biological process: protein phosphorylation.